UCACAACUAAAAUAAACGAGGAAUCUCAGGCAUAUAUACUCGGCUGUAACUAUUAUUUAAAAUAGCAAUUUUUUAAUUCAUAAAUCUGAUCAUGAAUAAAAGCAAAAUGUAUUCUACCGUCAAUAAGAGUGUUUUAUGCGCCGUAUUUGUAUUUCUGUCAGCAGCAUAUGGGAGCCCACUGUCGAGGAUGAGGCGCUCAUCGACGUCGUCUGGCCAACAAGACGGGCCAUUCAGCAGGUGCUCCAACACGUCGUCGUUAACUUAUCCACAACUGUAUUAUCCUGCGACAAAUACUGUUCCUGUGCAUGCGUUUGAUACGAGUCUACGUUCACAAACUAACUACAAUACGGAGAGCGAGAUCCCAGACAAAGAAUGUCCAUACGACAAGGUGCCAACCGACUAUAGUCUAUCUGAGUCUGGUCUUUGUCCGUUUGACUUUUAUGAAGACUACCAAGCUGAUCGAAUCCCAGCCAAAAUUAUGAAAGCAAGGUGCCGACCCACCUGUACCACAUGCAUCGACCCUUUCUCCAACGCUCAGACGUCGACGAUGGCAUGUAAAGAAGUCAUGUACACAAUGAAAGCCAUGAAGAAAGUUGGCUGUGAGGGCAGUAUUGUUCAAUUUGAACAGUACGAUGAAAUCAUUCCCGUUGCCUGUAUUUGCCAAAGAACUGUGAGGCCGACGACCAACCCGGGUCCAGGUGGCCACUGUUAAAAAUAAAGGUGCAACUAAAGGUGCAAAGAUAGAAAAUGGUGCACAGCUUUGUCAAAAGCUAGCAUUAGUUACAAAACAUGUUCUGUUUGGGUUUCAUACCAGUGUUCGACACAGAAAUGUGGUGUAUAAUUACCUUGAAAAAUGUUUCAAUAUAGGCCAGCAUUAAUUUCUUUAGA
Anneissia japonica is the source of this 888-nucleotide messenger RNA. RefSeq lists its product as uncharacterized. The record is from RefSeq and is a predicted model, not a curated record. Gene Ontology annotation, cellular component: extracellular region. The coding region runs from base 92 to 712 and encodes 206 amino acids. Gene Ontology annotation, molecular function: cytokine activity. Lineage: Eukaryota; Metazoa; Echinodermata; Crinoidea; Comatulida; Comatulidae. The transcript is spliced from 2 exons.